UUUUCUGAGGUCUAAAAGACUAGUCAUGUCUGGACGAGGGAAAGGAGGUAAAGGUCUUGGAAAGGGUGGUGCCAAGCGGCACAGAAAGGUGCUUCGGGACAACAUCCAGGGCAUCACCAAGCCUGCCAUCCGCCGCCUGGCUCGCCGUGGCGGCGUCAAGCGUAUCUCGGGGCUCAUCUACGAGGAGACUCGCGGCGUGCUGAAGGUGUUCCUGGAGAACGUGAUCCGGGACGCCGUCACCUACACCGAGCACGCCAAGAGGAAGACCGUCACCGCCAUGGACGUGGUCUACGCUCUCAAGCGCCAGGGCCGGACCCUCUACGGCUUCGGCGGCUAGGUCAACUAGCUGCAAUUUGCCA
This is a messenger RNA of Dromiciops gliroides (monito del monte), 359 nucleotides long. Its product is annotated as histone H4. The transcript has a single exon. Bases 26 to 337 code for a protein of 103 amino acids. Gene Ontology annotation, molecular function: structural constituent of chromatin; protein heterodimerization activity; DNA binding. Lineage: Eukaryota; Metazoa; Chordata; Mammalia; Microbiotheria; Microbiotheriidae. Gene Ontology annotation, cellular component: nucleosome. The record is from RefSeq and is a predicted model, not a curated record. Gene Ontology annotation, biological process: nucleosome assembly.